This is a messenger RNA of Ixodes scapularis (black-legged tick), 1242 nucleotides long. RefSeq names its product glycine-rich cell wall structural protein-like. The record is from RefSeq and is a predicted model, not a curated record. Bases 136 to 1242 code for a protein of 368 amino acids. The transcript is spliced from 2 exons. Lineage: Eukaryota; Metazoa; Arthropoda; Arachnida; Ixodida; Ixodidae.
UCUGGAGGUAGUUCGUCCGGAGGAGGAGGAGGUCAAGGCGGACUAUUCGGCGGGAGCUCAGGUCUAUUUGGCAGCCUAAGGCGACAGGGCAGGCUCGGUGGCAGGCUUGGUACGUCUGGUGGGCGAUUCGGCUCUAUGUUCGGCGGAAGCGGUGGAGGAUCUGGCGGCAGUUCCGGCGGCGGAUCGGGACUUUUUGGCGGAGGAUCGGGAAGCUCGGGCGGCGGAUUCGGAGGCUCGAGUGGAGGAUUGGGUUUAUUUGGCGGAAUGAGAAGCCGCUUCAGUCGUCGGAGGGGUGGGUUAGGUAGAAGGUUUGGCUUAGGCGGAUCCAGUAGACAAGGCGGUCGACAAGGGGGGCGGGGCGGCAUGAGUCGAUGGAGCAGCUCAUACGAUGCACAGGGUGGACAGGAAGGAGGGGGUAGUCAGAGUAUGUGGGGCGGCAGUGGAAGAGGAGGCGGCUCGGGAGGUCAAAAUGGACAAGGAGGACGGGGCGGCAUGAGUGGAUGGAGCAGCUCAUACGAUGGACAGGGUGGACAGGGGGGAUGGGGUAGUCAGAGUAUGUGGGGCGGAAGUGGAAGAGGAGGCGGAUCGGGAGGUCAAAAUGGACAAGGAGGACAGGGCGGCAUGAGUGGAUGGAGCAGCUCAUACGAUGGACAGGGUGGACAGGGGGGAUGGGGUAGUCAGAGUAUGUGGGGCGGCAGUGGAAGAGGAGGCGGAUCGGGAGGUCGAAAUGGACAAGGAGGGCAAGGCGGCUGGAGCUGGCGUAGCAGUCCUCAAUACUUUUACUGGACAUCAUACGGUCCCCAGAGGGGCUGGGGCUCCCAAGGUGGGUAUGGAAGUGACUCUGACGACGGAUUCGGAGGCGGAUACAGUGGUAUGUUUGGAAGUGGGGGCGGGAGCUCAGGCGGUGGUGGAUUUGGAGGCGACUCCAGUGGUGGGUCCGGUAGCGGUUCCGGAGGAUGGGAAAGUGGUUCAGGGUUAUUCGGAGGGGGAUCCGGUGGCGGUUCAGGAUUUUUCGGAUCCGGAGGAGGAGGAUUAGGUGGUAGCUCUGGAGGUAGCUCUGGAGGAGGAUAUGGAGGUAGCUCUGGAGGAGGAUAUGGAGGUAGCUCUGGAGGAGGGUCAGGAGGCAGCUCUGGAGGAGGAUAUGGAGGUAGCUCGGGAGGAGGGUCAGGAGGAUUUGGAGGUGGUUAUGGCGGGGGAUCCUCUGGAAGUGGAGGCUCGUCGGGACAAAGUGGGGGCUUCUGA